Messenger RNA from Chroicocephalus ridibundus (black-headed gull), 9276 nucleotides. RefSeq names its product cell adhesion molecule 2 (gene CADM2). NCBI's taxonomy places the organism in Eukaryota, Metazoa, Chordata, Aves, Charadriiformes, Laridae. Gene Ontology annotation, cellular component: neuronal cell body membrane. The record is from RefSeq and is a predicted model, not a curated record. The transcript has 11 exons. The coding region runs from base 491 to 1825 and encodes 444 amino acids.
UGGCCGGCGGGGGCGGGGCCGGGCCAGGGGAGCUUCGCAAGCGGCGCUUGCCCUUGUGUCUCGAGCCGGGAAGCGGCUGGGAGCGAAGCAGCUUCACCGCCAGCGCAGCCCCUUUCUCCGCCCGCCAGCGGGACCGGACGGGACGGGAGAGGCGAGCGAGCGGACGGACGGACGGACACGCCGGCAGGGGCAAGGGGAGCCGGGGGGGUACCCGGCACCGCUCCGCGGGGGAAACCUGAACCUGCCCAGCAGCGCCGGAGCCAGCGGAGAGCGCCGCUCCCCCCCCCUACUCCUCCCUCCCCAAUCCACCCCCGCGACCCUGGUCCUCCUCCUCCUCCUCACCCCACUGGAUACAGCGAAGGAGACACUGCGGCGGAGGCGGCGGCGGCGGCGGCUCCUGCGGGGGGAAGGAAGCGCCCGGAGAGCGGAGCGGCGGGAGGCUGCGGAUCUGCGUGCCUGGCGCCCACCCAGCCCGAGGGGAGCCCCGAGGAUGCGGCUGAAGCCCGGCGCGCUCCUGCGCUUCUACAGCCUCUGCGGGAUCCUCGUACAAGUGGCUGCUACAAAGAGCAAAGCUAGAGGCAGCCAAGGGCAGUUUCCACUUACACAGAACGUUACGGUUGUUGAAGGGGGAACAGCAAAUUUGACCUGCAGGGUCGAUCAAAAUGAUAACACCUCCCUCCAGUGGUCAAAUCCAGCUCAACAGACAUUGUACUUCGAUGACAAGAAAGCUCUGAGGGACAACAGAAUUGAGCUGGUCCGAGCUUCAUGGCAUGAACUGAGUAUCAGUGUCAGCGAUGUGUCUCUGUCGGAUGAAGGGCAGUACACCUGCUCUUUAUUUACUAUGCCUGUCAAAACUUCCAAGGCUUUUCUUACCGUUCUCGGUGUUCCUGAGAAGCCACAAAUUACUGGAUUUACCUCACCAGUUAUGGAGGGAGAGAGGAUGCAGCUGACUUGCAAGACUUCUGGUAGUAAACCAGCAGCUGAUAUCAGAUGGUUCAAGAACGACAAAGAAGUUAAAGAUGUUAAAUAUUUAAAAGAAGAAGAUGCAAAUCGUAAAACAUUCACAGUCAGCAGCACGCUGGAUUUCCUAGCAGAUCGCAAUGAUGACGGUGCAGUUGUAAGUUGCAGAGUAGAUCAUGAGUCCCUAAACUCUACACCUCAGAUAGCAAUGCAGGUUCUAGAAAUACACUAUACACCUUUAGUUAAAAUCAUUUCUUCCAAUUCAUGGCCUGAAGAAGGACAAUCUAUAAUUUUGACUUGUGAAUCCAAAGGAAAACCAGUGCCAGAACCAGUACUGUGGACAAAGGAUGGUGGAGAACUACCAGAUCCAGAGAGAAUGGUUGUCAACGGCAGGGUCCUAAGCAUCAGUUUCCUAAACAAAACAGACAAUGGCACGUACCGGUGUGAAGCAAAAAAUCCUAUUGGCCGAAACAGCACAGAAUAUGUCCUGAUAGUACAUGAUGUUUUCAACACUUUGCUUCCCACUACUGUCAUCCCCUCCCUUACCACUGCAACAGUCACAACCACUGUAGCCUUAACAACCAGCACAACCACAUCGGCAACAGCCAUCAACACCAGAGAUCCAAAUGCUUUGGCUGGACAGACCGGACCUGACCACGCUCUUAUAGGAGGAAUAGUGGCUGUAGUUGUCUUUGUAACGCUAUGUUCUAUAAUUCUCCUUGGUCGAUAUCUGGCAAGACAUAAAGGAACAUAUUUAACAAAUGAAGCAAAAGGAGCUGAAGAUGCACCUGAUGCCGACACAGCCAUUAUCAAUGCAGAAGGCAGCCAAGUCAAUGCAGAGGAGAAAAAAGAGUAUUUCAUUUAGAUGCAGAGCUAGAAUCUUGGAGUUUUGCUUAUCAGGCUGACUGCUGGAGAAAACUGGCUAUCAUUUCUCAGCAUUCAUUUCUGCCAUCUUCUGCUAUCUUUAUUAACUCUCAUACCUGCUAUAAGUAGCCAGUUUAUGCCAACAAUCAGCUGUUGACAUCGUCAUUCUAUAAUUACAGUAUCGUGCGUAAAGCAGGACAUUUCUUAUUGCCUAAAAUUCAUAUCCACUGCUCUCUUAACAUACAGUGCUUGAAUAUACAGCCUUAACAAUGUUAAUCAUCAUCUUAAUCCAAGUUUUCUACAUUUUUAAAUGUUAUGCAGCUUUCUUCUUUUUUGGUUUUCUUUUAUCAUGUCCCUACUAGUAUGUCAUAGAACAAUAUUCGUAACAAAUACUGUUAGGUAAGGACCUAAUUUACUUACAUAAAAUGUUGAGUCUAAGAUUAGAGGUUUACAAAGAAUGUUUUAUACAUGUCUAUCUAUAAUUCAAAAAGCAACUUGUUUUUGAAACAUAUGCCCUAGGAAACACAAACUGAAAUCCUUUUAGUAUAGUUUCUUGUAUGCUUGGAUUUGGUGGAAAAAAACCUAUCCGUCCACUGAAUUUUUUGUUUUGUUUUGCUUUGUUAUGCUUUAAAUGGUACCUUGACAACAGUGCCAUGUUUCAGUGGUAAAAACAUGCUGAAUAGCUAUACAGAUUCUGCAAAGUUAGGUAAUAGUGCUUCAUUCGAAACAAAUUUGUCCUGCCCUUUUACUGCUUUUUGGGAUCACAAAGAUUAGAGAUCUUUCUGAGUAAUUUCUGUUUUUAUAAUUUAUUUGCUUCACAUGAACUCACCUGCCUACUCAAAUUUGAAGUGUUCAUGGGGCACAACUGCAAGGCAUUUUAGUAUCUGUAUAUAGUGCAUAUAAUAAAUUCAAUUAAACAUUAUUUGAUACAUAUUUAACUUUUUUGGCAGUAGCUAAGUCAGUCACAAGUAAGCAUUUUCUAAUGUCCAUUAUAUCCCUUUAGAUAUGACUCAAAUCAAUAUUCUGAGUAGAUAACAUGUAUUAGUAUUUUUUUGUCUGUAUGUCCUAGCACUGUUCAGCAGCAUACUUUUCUAGUUCUCGUUAAUUUUUUCUUUGUUAUACAAUGGAAGCACAAUGUUAUAUGGAAAGGUAGUUUUAAGCUAACAACCAGUGCACAGCCUCAGGUUUUAAAUUACAACCACAUUUGAUUACUAUCCUUAAAAAAUAUUAUUGAGUUGCUAAAAUUCUCAAUUUUUAAUUUGGCAGUUCCAGAGCUGCUUCUCUAUGUUGGUUUGCCAAAAAAAAAGAAAAAAGGAAAAAAAAAAAAAGAAAAAAAUAGAAGUGUUAAAACAAAAGAUAUAUGUUUUGUGUAUACAGUAAAUGGACUAAUUCUUUAUAUUAAAUUCCUGUCUAUGCAUUUUGUGAGGUACAAACUUAUGUCACCGUGAAUGAUAGAGAAUUCCUGCCAUGCUUUUAGCUCCACAGUGAAAGUCUCUGUUUGGAUUAUUUCUGAAAUUUUUUGUGUAAUUGACAGCUGAAAAAUCACAUGCUCUUAAGUAAGACAACAAAACACUGUAAGCCCAUCGGCUUAUUUCCUCUUCCAAUGAAGUAAAAAGGUUGCCAGAACAGCUCUUGGAAAUGAUUCUACACUGGAGAACGCAAGUUAGUCUAGCCGGAGCUUGUCUUGCUCCUAAGUUUUGCACCUUUGACAAAAGAGUGUUUCUCUCCGGUUGCUGUACUUGUGAAGCCUAAAAGCAUGAUGGUCUGCUGUAAAGGACUUUCUCCUGGGAUUUUAUUUUUGUGUGGGGAAGGGAGAGUUUGGAAUACGACAUCAUGUAGUAUGGUAAAAUGGAAGAUAAAGGUGCUGUGUCAGAUUAUUUAUCAGAAGAGUAUAAACCUUUUAAGGACAAUAUUAGAGUAUUUUAAUUGUUUUUGUUGAAACAUUUAUCUUGUUGAUUUCUAAGAAAAAAGGGUGACGUCAAUCAAAGCAGCACUUUUUUUCAAAAUAUACAGACAUAAAUAAUAUGAUGUGGUUGAGUGUUAACAUAAUAAAUCAUAUACAGUAUGACAUUUUAAAGAAAUAAGUCUGCAUUGAUGUGAUUGCAUGCUUGUUUUUACAGUUCACUCCAUACCCAUCUGUGGAAAAAUGCAAUAAUAUGUUAAUAUAAUAUGGUAGUUUGAGAGAACCAGGUAGGUGCUACUAGACACAUUGAAAACUAGUAUAGGUUUACAAGAUAUUCAUGUCUUUCAAAACAUACACACAAAAAAGGCUGGCAAAGGAAGUCAUUCAGUUUAAUACCAAAAAUAUGGGUUCUUGUCACAACAGUAAGUUACAUUAGUUACAGUACGGCAUCACAUACGACGAGGCUUUAUUUCAGGACCUGGGGCCCAGUUCAACUAAGCAUUUAAGCACAUGCCCAGCUUCGGGCGUGGGAGAAGUUCCACUGGACUGUAAGGCACUAUUCACAUGCUUAAAAAUAAGUGCUUCCCUGGACGAGGGCCUUGUACGUUCAAGUGGAAUUCCCCACCAAGCAUGGCGUUUACGCCUUCUUUCAUUCUUCCUAACUCCAGCUUGCUCAAAUAGUAGGAUUGUUACUUGAACCAUUGCCCAACCAAGGUCAGGUAGGACCUUCAAAAGCAGGAUUGCUCUUGGGGUAACCAUUUCAAACCAUUUUCUCCAGCGGCACUGAAACAGCAUUAAAACUUUGCAAAAAGAGAUAAAAGUUGUUCCGUUAAAACAGGUGAUUUCAUUGGUUUUCAAUUAAAACUUCUCGCACGUGCUCAUUUUUAACACCGUUGAUCUUCCAUUGUCUUGCACCUGGUGAUGUCCCUUGCAUCUGUGCAAAGCAGGUGUGACAAAACCCCCCACCAAGCAUUCUACCUGGAUAGCGCUUUGCAGGCCUGUCUGGUCUUCACGGGUUUAAAUCGCUACACUAGGUGUACGGAGGCAUCCCUCUUUUUUGUAAGCAGAACCAUGGCUCGCGGCUAGUGACAUUCAGCCGGCUAAAAGCCGGUCGUCCGUUCCCUUUGUCCAAGAUCCCAUUCUGAAAUACCGCUUUGGUUAUGGUGUGAGGUGUCCAGCGAACGUGUAAAACGGAGGCUCUGAACGGGAGCUGCCCUCGCUAAAACGCGCGUGGCAUCCUCUCCCGCACGCACUUGCAGAGUAGUUUUCUCGAGACCAGGUAGCUGGUUUCUGCCAGUGUACUGUUUACAGUGACAGUUGCUGAUUAUUUUUAAACUUCUUGAUGUUGAUUUUUCUUUUUUUAAUGCUUCAAGAACAUUCUCAUGAUUUGAACAAGAAAGCGGUGCAUCGGAAGACAUGGGGUGCAUCCUCCCACUCUUUUAGUGUCAUCUGACAAACCAGGAAACAGUUUAAGGAACCUGAUGUUUAACUUGAGGCUCAGAAUUUAAGCUAGAACACUUUGAAAAGUUCCCACGUUUCUUAAGGAUGGUUCGUCUUGCACUGAGACUCCCUCUGUAAAGGAAUACAUGAAGAAAACCAACUUUUCUAAAUAAGACAUGAAAGUUAACAUCUUGUGUAUUUUCAUUACAGUAUAAUAUAUAUAUAUAUAACUAUUUCAAUGAAACGAAAGGACAGAAUCAUCUGUAAUUAUGUAAUUCAUGAUUGUAACAGCACUGAAGUUACCAUGUACGCACAUGUACAGUAGCUAUUUCAACAGUUACAGUGUAGUUACAUGUAAUUCCCUGUAACAUAGCAGUUAUAGUGUAAUUUAGUGCCACUUAUUGUAAAGUGUUACCAAAAGGAAAAUGGAGUUCUUACCUUUACAAUUCCGUUCAAAUUAAAGGUAAGUUUAUUAAAUUAGCACCGUAAAUCUGAUAAUUGCAUUUCCUAAUUACGGAGGUGAUUUAAAACUUCAUGUUCACACUGCAGCUUUCCCCACCGCUUAUCCAGACUCCUCCAAGUGUCUAAUCUCUACACUCCUAGGAACUGGUAAUCUGUGAUGAACAGACCAAAAAUCCAGCUACUUCAACUUUAAUUGAAUAAGCUGCCUAAUAGAGAAAAACAACGCGUAAUGCUUUUUAUUAAGUGGCACAAAGUACACACUAAAAACUAUGCAAAAAUAUAGGUAAAUACAGUGUACUUACAUGUAAGUAUCUUGUACUUGCUGUGUAUGGAUAUUGGAAAACCGUGUAAUUAUAAUAUGCAUUUUGAUUAUUUCAAGCAGGGGGACGGAUGGCCCCUAACAGUCACAAGGGAAAACUGGAAGGUACAUACACAAGCAGUGGAUAUCCUAAUGCAAUAUGUGUAAUUCCUCUACUUGCAAUGAAAACUGAUUUAUAGAACUGCUUAUACCACUCCUCAUUCUCACUAGCUUUGCUUUCCGUUUCUUUGAGGCCCAUUAAAUAUCACUGAAACACCUUUAGGCAAAGUAGGACACCAACUCCACCAAUGGCUCUGCUGCCAGCGCUCUCUAUGUCUGGCAACACUGUUCUGUAAUCUAUUUCUGGCUCAACAGCACAAGUUUCCUCUUUUUUUCUGUCCUCAAGGGAGCCUAGUAUGUUAAGAUGCUGAAAUAUGCUGCCAUAUGCCCUGGUAUUUUUAGCAUGAACAACAGAGAAAGCGAGCGAGCGAGCGAGCUGCAUUCUUCUGACCCCUAUAUUGCUGAGUCACCUCACCUGGAAUUUCCAUUACUUGCUCAGUAACGCCAGGUAAUCUUAAAUUGUAAGUACAAAAUGCUUCCAUCAAAGUACAGAGGAUGCCUUUAAUGAUACAGCUAACGUUUUGAAAACGUGAAGUUUUGUAUUACUGAUCUUUUUACUUCUUGCCGCUUUUCCAUCAUACCCUUCGAGAAGGAAUGCACCAAAAGACAGAUAACAUAGAAUAGCAAAAGAAGGAAAUAAUAUUGUAAAGCCUUCUUGUGGUUGCCAUUGCUAUAACCCUCCUUUGUGUCCGCAUAACGGGCAAAUACAUGUAUUUAGCAACUGCCGUUAGCGUCAUUCCACACUACUAUUCCUAGAAAAUGACAUCUACCUCUCAGUCUAAAUACUAGCUAUGAGAUAUUUGUAUGCAUUUUAGAAUACUACUGAAUUUUUGGUGUAGUCUUGAAAUAAGAUCACUGUAUUAUUAUUUUUUUUCUGUUAAAAAGAGAAAAAAAAUAGCCUGGGUUCAUAAUUUUUGCCCUGUUCUUUACUAAUUUUGGGAUAGUUAGAGCUUUUGACAGGGCAUAAGGACACAGCCUCAGCUGGUAUAAAUCAGCUUCACUCUGUCGCCUUAAAUGUGGGCCAAUUUACACUGGCUGGGGAUUCAUCCUGAACAGCUUAAAAAUAAACUGCUGUAACACAUCAGUAUUUAGUCAGCACUAGGUAAUGAUGUGCAGUCCAACUGCAACACGGUUCUUUCCAGUAAGGCAUGCAGGUUUGAAGAGAAACCUUUAAAAGCACACGCAAGCUUGUGAAUUAAAUAUGCAAUACCAAUACCGCUCAGAUAUUCUGACAUGUCUCUUGCUUAUUUAAACAUGAUAUUGCCAGGGCAUGUUUACAUUAAAAACACUCAAUGCAUGGGGGACAGGGAAGGACUACUGCAAACAAUAGAAGAAAAUUAAAUGGAUAGAGCAGCCUUUGAUGUCAACAGAGCAGAGUAGAUACUCUUACCAAAAGGGUGGGACUUCCUACAUGGUUUUUCAGAGCGGGCCUCGUACCUCUGAAGCAACUGGGAGUUGUCUUCUUGGCAUUACUGGAAGCUAGCGCGGUUCCUUCUUGCUAUCAACGAAUCUAACCCAGCACUCUGCACUUGUUUUAACUCAGGAGGAAAUAAGGGUACAAACAUGGUUUAACAGCACACUUCUGUAUCACUCCACGUUCUCGGGAUGCUCCAAGCUUUGUGCGCUUCCAGCAGCCCUUAAGGGAAUUCUUCCAGCAUCUAGGAAUCAUCUUGUUGCCAAGCCACGUACAUUUUCUUCAGCGGCGUUUAACGUACUCGCAACCAGACAGAAGACGGUGUAGAGCCAGUAUGAUGACUCUACGGUACUAGGGGCUUCCAGAGCCUCAAAGUAGAUGUCAAAAAGAAAUCCUUCAUGGCUUCUGUGUUUACUAUAGAUCUGCCCUCCAUGUUCUGUGUCUUAAGUCAUUUAUUGUCUGCUGGGCUAAAAGCAGCAGUCCAAUUGGAAAGGAGGUAGGGAAAAAAGUCUCUCCUCUGAAAGGAGCAGUCUGUGCUACUAUUAAGGAAAAGCUCAAGGAUUUUUAUUUCUUCUUCCCUUUUUUUUUUUUUUUUUUUUUUUAAGAUUCCAGGUGCAAAGCCAAGCCUGUUGGAGUCAGCACUUUAGCACUUUCCCUGUGUUCGGGGUCAAGCCAGCAGUGUUUCGCGUGUGAGCUCUGAUCUCACGUUUCAGCACAAACUACAGACAGCCUUACCCUGCCCUUACGCAUAGUGCUGGAAAUCACUGAGGCUAUUUUCUCCUAAACGUACUCAUUCUCUUAUUCUACAAUCAAAUCAUUGAAAGGUUUUCAUAAUGGGUUCAAAAGGAGGGGUUUUAAAGUAAUAACUUGUAAAGAAAAUAAUAAUGAUGAUGAUCAACUGUUUGCGUUGAUUAUGAAGAGGAGGAAAAUCUUUAAUUGCUGGACUGAAUUCUUUAUCACUUCCUCUUUUUCUCCUUUCUAUGCAUAUUGAUUAAUGUUAGUAAAUAUGCAGUUGCACAUGUUGUCCUUUUUCAGUGAAAGCUUAUCCCCCUGUGUAGCUUCCAUAGAAAUAUGCAAAUAUGACCUACAAUCCUCUGCUUCUGCCUAAAGAGUGAGCCAAGAGAGUGAACUCAUGGAUUAGGGGAUUCAUAUAUGUCCUGCUUCCAUAAAAGUUGGGUACAAUAUGCCUAUUGAUUUCAGAAGAACAAGGCUCAAGUCCGUAAUGCACAUGUUUUGAGUUGCUAUUUAGCUCUUUUCCAGCGGAAUUAUAAAGCAUUCCUUGUGCAUCCUUUACUUUUAGCCUAGAUGUUUUAUAACUACAAAAAACCUUCAGUUCAGCAGGAAGUUUCCUAGAAUAAAUAGUAUGGCCUAAUUUGUGAAAGGACUAUAACGACUUCAUCUGUUCAUAGCCAGCGUAAGUGCACUCUCCUAGGAACUCCAGCGUACCCUGCUCUUACCCUGGCAGUUGAGGGCCUUGGGACGGAUAUGUUUGACUGGUUCAGAAAUACAACCACGAACCUGUAAACAAAUUCCAUGGGAAUUAAACAUAUUGCACCGAUGAUGAGACACAUUGACUUCAUUUAAUUUCCUCAUUAAUAACUUUAAACAAGACAAAAUGCAUAUUGUAAUGUUAGGUACAUGACACUUGCAUGUUGCUAUGCCUAUAUACUUACAAAGUAUUCAAUGUGUACUUAGUGGCGCUUAAAAAAUGUCAUGUACAAUUCUUCUAAACAUUCUUACAGGGUUCCCAUUUGCACUUCAUCUUUCAGAAAAGUCUUGUCAGAAAAAUGUCUGAUGAAUAUUAUUGAAAAAAAU